AUGGCAGAUAAUACCAGCACCUUGGCAGAUGCGUGCGCUCAAAUCUUUCCAAAUAGGCAACGUUCCGAACUCCUUGACGCUAUUGAUACUCUUCGCCACUUUAAACAGAAAGGCCUUUACCUCCCAGUGCCGCAAAUUGUCGUGCUGGGAGACCAGAGUAGCGGCAAGAGCUCUGUGCUGGAAUCUCUGGCACGUAUUUCGCUCCCCGUCGGCACCGGCUUAUGCACCCGUUUCCCAAUCGAACUUGUCCUCCGAAAUGGCUCGUCCGAUUCCAUGGAAAUGGAAAUCCUGCCCAGUCGCACCCAUGAACAGAGCGACAUGUCGACGCAUGAGCUGAAGAAAUUCAGGAAGUCGGCUACCAAUCUUGGAAAUGUGGAUGUCUCAAGGUGGAUUCAAGAAGCAGCGGAAACAAUCGGGGUCGUUCCUAAGCAUGGUUCUUCGGAGGAAAAAGGUUCUCGGGGUUACAGUGAUGAUGUCGUCCGAAUCAUUCGACGCGGUCCCCAAAUGGUCGACCUGACGCUUAUAGAUCUCCCGGGCCUGUUCCAGAGCCCUACCGAGACCCAAUCAGAAGAGGACAAGUCGAAAGUCGAGAAGAUAAUUCUGGACCCACAACGACUUUUCGGUUAA
Messenger RNA from Aspergillus terreus NIH2624, 627 nucleotides. RefSeq lists its product as uncharacterized. Gene Ontology annotation, molecular function: microtubule binding; GTP binding; GTPase activity. NCBI's taxonomy places the organism in Eukaryota, Fungi, Ascomycota, Eurotiomycetes, Eurotiales, Aspergillaceae. The record is from RefSeq and is a predicted model, not a curated record. Gene Ontology annotation, cellular component: membrane; cytoplasm; microtubule. The coding region runs from base 1 to 627 and encodes 208 amino acids. The transcript is spliced from 2 exons.